Messenger RNA from Venustampulla echinocandica, 273 nucleotides. RefSeq lists its product as uncharacterized. The transcript has a single exon. The record is from RefSeq and is a predicted model, not a curated record. The coding region runs from base 1 to 273 and encodes 90 amino acids. Lineage: Eukaryota; Fungi; Ascomycota; Leotiomycetes; Helotiales; Pleuroascaceae.
AUGUACACUAAUCGGGCUGCAUCCAAACCCCCUGCCCAAGGCGGCGGUGUCGAUCAAUUGUCUUAUCUUCCUCAGGUUACACGUUGGAAAUGCCCGCAGGUUGCCAAGUGCCCGGGAAACACCGAUAUAAGAGAGAAACACGCCGAGAAGGAGUGCUUACUAGGCCCCAGAACCGCAGUCUCUAUUCGAGCUGCCCAAAGCGGCCAAAAGUACGAGAAGCAAAGCAGCAUGGUAACUUUGACAUCAAAAAUGGCGGAAGUGUUCAUGGGAUAA